AUGUCCUGCAUCGCUCUCCGCGCACUCCCUCGUACUCGCCAUCUCAUCUCCCCGAGCAUGCGCAUAGCACGAGCAUGCGCCUCCUCUUCCGCUGCUCUCCCUACUCCACCUACCUCCAACCCAUCCCCCAUAUCAAUGUCCCCAGUCCAGUCCGACGCCAUCCCCAAAAUAACCCCCACCCCUCUCUCCCGCGACGUCCUCGUCAAACUACACAAACUUUCAGCUCUGCAUCCCCCCCCAGAAGGUUCGGCAGAGGAGGCAGAGAUGAUGGAGGAACUGGGAGAGCUGGUGGGUCUGAUGGACUUGGUCAAGCAGGUGCAUUUGCCGCAGGAAGAGAUCGAAGGGCUGUUGGGCGAAGGCAUAGGGGCUAUCAAAAUUGGACAGUCGGAAGCUAGUGGGAAAGAAGAGGAGACGUUAGAGAAGGAGGAGUCUGGAAAGAAGCUGCUUGCAUACAGUCCGACGAGAGUGGGCGAUUUCUACUCUUCGGCUCUCAAGAAGACAUGA
This is a messenger RNA of Cryptococcus wingfieldii CBS 7118, 504 nucleotides long. RefSeq lists its product as hypothetical. NCBI's taxonomy places the organism in Eukaryota, Fungi, Basidiomycota, Tremellomycetes, Tremellales, Cryptococcaceae. Bases 1 to 504 code for a protein of 167 amino acids. The record is from RefSeq and is a predicted model, not a curated record. The transcript has a single exon.